AUGGGCCCAGGUUUCUCAAUUCUGGGGAUGAUUGUCGGGGUUCUGUCCAUUCUCUACUACGCAAAACAGACGCAAAGGAUGACGGGCCUCAAAUUCGACGCAGAGUUCUGGGCGGUUGCCGGUCCGCUGAUUGCCAUCCGACCGCCAAAGGGACCUACCAAUGCGCUGGAGCUCCGAGCCAGCGUCAACGCGGGUCUCUCGGCUAUCCUCAAAGAUGCCCUGCCAGCUGGUAUAACAGAGACCAAGCACGUUCUCAAGUCAUUCGACGGCGAAACAAUUACGCUCCACCAGUUCACACCGAGCGGAAACGAAACCAUGAGCAAGCAGCCGGCUUUUAUCUACAUUCAUGGAGGAGGGAUUGUGGGGGGAAAUAUCGACCCUCACAGCCGGCCACUCGCCGCGAAAGCCGCUCUCGAAUCCGGGGUCCAGAUGUUCGCUGUGGAAUACCGCCUAGCGCCCGAGUUCCCGUUUCCAACGCCUGCCGAGGAUUGUUACGCCGCUUUAAAGUGGCUGAGCGAGAAUGCAAACGACUUGAACAUCGACGCGUCUCGCAUAGGCUUUUACGCACUGAGCGCCGGUGGUGGCUUAGCGAACUAG
Colletotrichum fioriniae is the source of this 597-nucleotide messenger RNA. The record is from RefSeq and is a predicted model, not a curated record. NCBI's taxonomy places the organism in Eukaryota, Fungi, Ascomycota, Sordariomycetes, Glomerellales, Glomerellaceae.